GAAAGGUGUUGUUGGAGUUAAAUAGCCCUACAUUAGAAUUGUGGGGUUAGAGCAGUCUCGAGAUGACAACACAAAUGGCCCCUCACAUUUCACACUUGAUGAGGAAAUGGAAUUCAAAGAAUUUGCGCAGAGGCCGGAUGCAUAUGCCAAGAUUUGUUCAAUGAUUGGCCCUUCAAUUUAUGGUCAUGGUGAUGUCAAGAAAGCUAUUGCGUGCCUCUUGUUUGGGGGAUCAAAGAAGAGGCUACCAGAUGGUGUCCGUUUGAGAGGGGACAUUCAUGCCUUGCUUUUGGGUGAUCCAUCCACAGCAAAAUCCCAGUUUCUGAAGUUUGUAGAGAAGACUGCACCAAUUGCAGUCUAUACCUUUGGAAAAGGUUCAUCUGCAGCCGGUCUUACAGCAUCUGUAACCCGGGAUAGUAACUCGCGUGAGUUUUAUUUGGAAGGAGGGGCCAUGGUGCUGGCUGAUGGUGGAGUAGUUUGUAUUGAUGAAUUUGACAAAAUGAGGCCUGAAGACAGCAUCUGGGACAAACAAGUAUGUUUUGGAACCAGAGUUUUUGUUGUUAUCUAG
Messenger RNA from Triticum dicoccoides, 565 nucleotides. Its product is annotated as DNA replication licensing factor MCM5-like. Gene Ontology annotation, molecular function: single-stranded DNA helicase activity; ATP binding; single-stranded DNA binding. Gene Ontology annotation, cellular component: nucleus; MCM complex. Bases 107 to 565 code for a protein of 152 amino acids. The record is from RefSeq and is a predicted model, not a curated record. NCBI's taxonomy places the organism in Eukaryota, Viridiplantae, Streptophyta, Magnoliopsida, Poales, Poaceae. Gene Ontology annotation, biological process: DNA replication; DNA replication initiation; double-strand break repair via break-induced replication. The transcript has 6 exons.